AUGGCAUCCAUAUGCAUGCAAUCCGCAUGCCAGAUGCUAGAUAUGCUACCCGAUGGGGCGGAUAUGAACUGGCUCUACGGGGUUUCGCCCUGGUGGUGUGUCGUACACUACAUGAUGCAGUCCACUACUGUCCUCCUGGUCGAGCUCUUUGCACGAGGUCAACGGGGAUCCACCGAGGCCACCGGCCUCGCUAAGAAGGUCGAGAAGGCCAUCCGCUGGUUGCGAGCGAUGUCCAUUAACGAUUCAUCCUGA
This is a messenger RNA of Penicillium waksmanii, 252 nucleotides long. Its product is annotated as fungal specific transcription factor domain-containing protein. Lineage: Eukaryota; Fungi; Ascomycota; Eurotiomycetes; Eurotiales; Aspergillaceae. The record is from RefSeq and is a predicted model, not a curated record. The transcript has a single exon. Bases 1 to 252 code for a protein of 83 amino acids.